Messenger RNA from Paramuricea clavata, 1077 nucleotides. The record is from the annotation of a GenBank genome assembly. NCBI's taxonomy places the organism in Eukaryota, Metazoa, Cnidaria, Anthozoa, Malacalcyonacea, Plexauridae.
GUCAACGUUGUUACAUCUCUGGAUGGGGCAGACUGCAAAGUGGGGGAUCAACGCCAAAUGUCUUACAGGAAGCUCAAGUUCCCAUUGUAACUCCACAACAAUGCAAAGAAUCAUACGGCAGCUCGAGUAUUACUGAUAGAAUGCUGUGCGCUGGAUAUUCUCAAGGUGGUACCGACACUUGCCAAGGUGACAGCGGAGGUAAGACUUAAGAAUAGAUAUGAUUUGUUCGUCACAGUCAAAACGACAUGAUAGCAACCAUUACGCUAACCGUUAUACCAGUUACAGUAGUACUAGUCGUAGAUUUAUUCAACCUUCCCCUAGGGCUUUUCAGGUUUAAAUUACAAUAUUACGUCUUGAAAUUUACAAUAUAAAUAGCGAAUAGCUAUUAUAAGUUAUUACAUAUAAUAAAAUGUUAAAAGUACAUUAUAAGGACCAUGUACAUCAUAAAAUCUAAAAAUAUGUUCCUUUCAAAGUUGAGUAGUUCAGCAAAAGCCAGAUCGACUAAAACCACAGAAAAGAAUUACCGGCUUCGGAAUAAAGAAUAAACGCAUUUUACCCAUGCAUAUGGCACCUAAUGGCUUUACUUAAAACUUAUUAAAAAAAAACUUUAAAAUCUGUAAUGGACUUCAACGAAACUUUCCCAGAUCUACAAUCCAGGCCAAAACUCAUGUGGACACUUGACACUUCUUAUUUGAUAAAAAAUCGCAUUCAACAUUGGCUUGUAGUGGGGGAAUAAUUAUUCAGAAAAAACACCACUCGAGUACAAUGUCUGUGGGUUGUCCACAACAUUUUGGCCAGGAUUGUAGUUGCCCCAUAUAAUUGCCCCGGUAUAAGAGUUCAAACCUGCAAAGGUAUAGUGUGCCACUAAUCAUUUAAAGGCAAUCGUUAAAUCGACCUAAUUCAAAUAAAUGUUGUCUUCCGUUCAUAGGUCCACUUGUUUGUCAACAUAGUGAUCGUUCAUGGUAUCUUACUGGUGUGACGAGCUGGGGUCGUGGGUGUGCAUCUGCCGGAUACUAUGGAGUUUAUGCUCAUGUUGCCAACCUUUACCCCUGGGUGAAGCAAGUUACAGGCCUUUGA